AUGCAGGUCCCCAACGUAACUCUGGAAGAUCUCCAGGCUUUCCAGAACAAGCACUUCCCUGGCGAACCCCAAACACAGCCAUCGUUCCUAGAAAAUGACCUGGCCACGGAUGAGGAUCUCGGGUACUACCCAGAUGGGGUGAAGCGCACGCUCACAGAUGAGCAGAUCGAAAUGUUUAGACACAGCGAGAUUCACACCUUGCUUCGCGAGAGGCAGCUCCAAACUGACAACGCCGAGUACGAGGCUCGGACAAAGCUGGCUGCACAAGCUGAGGCGGACUCUCAAGAAAACACAGUGCCGGAGCUGAAUAAUGCGGAUUUGAAGAAAGCUACUUUGCCGCGCAGUGAUCAUCACGAGCGACUGGAGCAACGACCGGAAAACCAAGACCAUCGCUCCGGUGGAGGAUCUUUGGAUUAUGGGGAUGAAAGCUCAAACCCUCCCCCGACCGAGCAGCCGCAGAUCUCACGAGCACCAUACCAAGGUCGUAGGAUUGUCUCUUAUGAUGACUGA
Penicillium salamii is the source of this 510-nucleotide messenger RNA. Lineage: Eukaryota; Fungi; Ascomycota; Eurotiomycetes; Eurotiales; Aspergillaceae. The record is from the annotation of a GenBank genome assembly.